AUGGAAGCGUCGCAACUCCCUCCGGAGAGGAUCAUGCUUCCUCCCAGCCCAGCCGAAUCCGUCGAGUCGGUCGACUCAACAGCGACUGCAACGGAAAGAGAAAGAGGGAAGGCAGAACGCGCCGAGGACGUCAUGAUAACCUUAUCUGUUACCCCCGAACGACCAGCUCCAUCGCGAACCACUCGUCCUCCGUUUCCUCGGUCACAUUUUCGAUCUCGAUCGCUGGCUGAAGUUCCGGGUGUACCCCCCAUGAUGCGCGCUCACUCCUCCCCGGGGUUGGACUCCCGGGGACGAUAUAUAUUCGUCAACGGCCAUGGAAUGCCCACCAACCUGCCUGAUACUCCUUCCAAACGCUUCGUGCCUUUGCAGGUCGCAACCGCAGAGAACUUCCAGGACAGGAUGGGAUCGCUGAACAUCUCGUCGGAGACCAUUUCCGAACACGCCGUGCUCGAUACUCCAAUGAGAUCACCUUCGUACCAGGGGGAAUCGCACGCCACCUCGCCGGUGAUGGUUCCGCAUCACACUUUCCCCCGUAUGGGCCGUCGGCGACCCACGUCUCCCCUCAAUUUCCACACCAUGAAUGGGAAUAAUCAGCCUGUCAGCAGCCCUCCAUCUGGGCAUUCUUCGCCAAUGAUGAUUGGCACGAAAUACAACGAGUCCUUCCCAGGUUAUUCGGCAUCUUCCAACUCAUCCAUGCCUUCGACGCCAACGAGUCUCCGGUCUCGAAGCCCGAGUAUCUCCUCGUUAGAAACAAUUCCCGAUAUCCCCGAUGCAGAAGCCGCGGCCACAGAGGCGGAUCAGAUCGCAGCAUUGAAGAUGGCAGCCGAUAAAGCAGAUGAAGCAGAAUCGGCCAACAACAGUGGAACCAGGCGACGUGGGACGUCAGACGCCUCGGGGCCUUCUGCCUUCCCAACCAUGCGGGCUGGAUCGGGAGGAUACGCUGCUCGAGCCGAUAAGAGAAAACGUUGGAGUGUCUGCGGAGCAGAACGUCGCCAGGAUUUGGACUUGGAAACUAUCUGGGAAGAUUAA
This is a messenger RNA of Aspergillus wentii DTO 134E9, 1029 nucleotides long. RefSeq lists its product as uncharacterized. Lineage: Eukaryota; Fungi; Ascomycota; Eurotiomycetes; Eurotiales; Aspergillaceae. The transcript has a single exon. Bases 1 to 1029 code for a protein of 342 amino acids. The record is from RefSeq and is a predicted model, not a curated record.